AUGUAUCAACAACCUAAUCAUUCUUAUCAUUCCACAGAAAGUUUAAGAAGAUUAUCAUCUAAUAAUCCAUUUAGAAACGUCUCAAAUUCAAGUAAUAAUUCGGAAACAAGAUAUACUAAUUCUAAUGGAACAAAUUUAGUUAAAUCACCAAAUUCUAAUUUCGAUAGUUGGGUUGCAAAGAAUAAACAAUUAAUUGAUGACGAAAAUGAAGAGUUAGAUGAAAAUUUGAAUAAUUAUUUACUUUUAGAUGAAGAUUAUAGCAAACCACAAUUUCCUCCAAAACCUGUAAGAGCAAAUUCCGAUUCAAGCGUAAAAAUGUCUUCGAAUAAUCCAUUUGCCAAAGUUCUAAAUGAAGAUUAUGUCCAUCAUAGAGAUCCUCCACCAGUUCCAAAGACUGCACCUUCACGUCCACCAAAAUCCGCAUUACCCCCACCAAGUUAUGAAGAGGCUGCUGGUAAAGAAGGUAAAAAGGAAUAUCCAAGAGAAAAAUCAAGUUCACAAUCAAGAUCUGAUAGAUCAGACAGACCAGAAAGACCAGAAAGACAUAGGUCUGAAAGAGAAAGAUCUGAUAGAGAUAGAUCUGAUAGAGAUAGAUCGGAAAGAGGGGAAAGAAGAACUCAUAGAAGUCACAGUGAUAGUAGGUCUGAUAGACAUAAAAGUAGUCAUAGAUCUCGUAGUGAUAAGGAUAAAGAUAAGAGGAAAUCCAAAAAACCAGAACCCGCUAAAUCCAAAAAUUUAGAUACUAUCGAUAAAUUAGAUGUAACAGCAUUUUUCGGUGGUGGAUUCCAUCAUGAUGGACCAUUUGAUGCAUGUGCACCACAUCGUAAUAAGAAUGUUAAAGCUGCUCCAGUAAUGGCCUUCCCAGUGGAUGGACCAAAUAAUUCAAUAAAAGGAGUUGCUAAUGUUGACAAAGAUGAACAAAUGAAUUUAGCUUUUGGUAAUUAUAAUGAUCAAAAUGAAAUUAUUGGUAGAAAAAUAUCUAUAAAGAAAAAAUUAACAUCCAAAUCAUCUGAUGAUUUACCCUAUCAACCAAAAAUAGUCAAAUCUAAUGGUUAUGACUAUAAUAAUAAUGGAGAAGAACAUUCUUCAUUAUAUGUACCAAAACAAAAUCCUUCAGUAAUUAAUUUCGAUGCUAAUAUGAAAUCCGAACCAGUUCAUGGACCUGCUACUGCCGGUUUAGGAUCAUCAACAUUCCUUGAUGGUGCACCAGCCCCAAAGCAAGAUGAUUAUUUAAGUCCAAGUAGUAAUGGAUUAGGAAGGAAAAAAUCAUUAGUGCAAAGAUUAAGAAAAAAUAGUGGUAAUGAAUUAUUAUCCAGAAGUUCCAAUGAUUAUUUAGAAAGCUCAAAUACUUCAACAUCAUUUGAAGAAUCGGGGAAUUCAUUAAUCAGAAGAGUUAAAAGUUUAAAAGUUGGUAGAAGAGAAAGGUAA
This is a messenger RNA of Yamadazyma jaroonii, 1428 nucleotides long. Lineage: Eukaryota; Fungi; Ascomycota; Pichiomycetes; Serinales; Debaryomycetaceae. The record is from the annotation of a GenBank genome assembly.